Messenger RNA from Gossypium raimondii (Peruvian cotton), 746 nucleotides. RefSeq lists its product as uncharacterized. The record is from RefSeq and is a predicted model, not a curated record. NCBI's taxonomy places the organism in Eukaryota, Viridiplantae, Streptophyta, Magnoliopsida, Malvales, Malvaceae. Bases 13 to 426 code for a protein of 137 amino acids. The transcript has a single exon.
UAAAUGCACUAGAUGUUUACCUGUUCUAGUACUACCUCCCCUAUUCUAAUCCAUGGUUCCUUGAUUGCCUAUAAAAAUGGCUUCACUUGGACAUCAUUUCAACAUGCUAGCUUCAAUAAACACACUGGUUGUCCAAAGGUGAACAAGAAGAAGAAGAUGAGUGGAACAAACUGCUCCAAAGCAUUCGACAUGGCUGCAAGAGUAAUGGCUAAUGGGAACCAUCACCAAGCAAAGAGCAACGACAAGUGUUGUUACUUUCAGAUGCCACUCCACUAUCCCAGGUACAAAAAGAGUGACUAUGAGAACAUGCCUGAGUGGCAGCUCGACGGCCUGCUUAACCAGUAUGGCCUUCCUAUCAUCGGAGAUGCUAACCAAAAGAGAAAGUUUGCAAUGGGAGCUUUCCUUUGGCCUUCCCAGGUUGAAUGAUAAUACAAACUACAUUUGCCUAGUCAAAUAUAUCAUACUUCUAACUGAUGAACAACUAGCUUCUGUAUAAUUAUAUAGUAAAUCUUGAAGUAGCUGGCUUUCAAGUGGUAUCACUGUUUGUACCAUAUUGAUUACUUAGUAUUAUGUUGAAUUAUAUCGUUAAGCAGCAGUUUAAUGUAAUGGAUUAUUGAUUAUUAAUCUUCAGUGUUGAACUAUGCCCCUCAGAAGAUGUUUUGUUCAUGUUUGUAUCAUGUAACAUGUUUUUCACUGUUUGUGUUUGUUGUUUCAGUGUUAAUUAACAUUUUACUCGUGUUUUGGCA